Dentiscutata erythropus is the source of this 461-nucleotide messenger RNA. NCBI's taxonomy places the organism in Eukaryota, Fungi, Glomeromycota, Glomeromycetes, Diversisporales, Gigasporaceae. The record is from the annotation of a GenBank genome assembly.
GGCAUGCACCUCGCGGUAAACCCACUGUCAAAAAAGUUGUUAAUAGUUGUGGAAAAAAUCUUUCACUAAUUGUUGCAAUAAGUAGUAGUGGUAUUAUUAAAUUCUCAUCUCGUUUAGGUGCAAUUAAUCACAAUAUCUUUAGAUCAUUUUUAGGUCAACUUAUGAGAAUAUUUACUGAUAAUAGAAAAAAAUAUUUAGUUAUGGAUAAUGUUAGAUUCUAUCAUUCACCAGAGGUUAAAAACGUUGUUGCAAGAACAUCACAUGAAAUUAUGUAUUUACCUACAUACUCCCUGUUUCUUAAUCCAGCAGAAAAAGUUUUCUCCAAAGUAAAAAAUCUAGUAGCGAAACAUCAUCUUGAAAACUAUGAAACUCUCUUAGGAAGAAUUGAGGAUGCAUUUUCCAUGAUAACUGCAGAGGACUGUAAUAAUUGGAUUGAGCACUCGCAAUCAUUGUUUGAAUGA